Molecule: messenger RNA, 2306 nt
Organism: Octodon degus (degu)
Lineage: Eukaryota; Metazoa; Chordata; Mammalia; Rodentia; Octodontidae
Gene: Rab3ip
Product: RAB3A interacting protein
Exons: 12
Coding region: 585-2024 (479 amino acids)
Biological process (GO): exocytosis
Cellular component (GO): Golgi to plasma membrane transport vesicle
Molecular function (GO): guanyl-nucleotide exchange factor activity
Source: RefSeq, a predicted model, not a curated record
CACGGGUAGGGAGUCCCCAACUCCGCGGGAGCCGGGCGCGCCGCGGAGCGGUAGCCGCGCCGAGUGAGUUCUUUCCUGCCGUCCUCUUAGUAAACGUCGGGCGAGGCUCGGUGCCGUGGCUUAGAGGUCACCCUCUGGAGGUUUCGGUGAAACCUGGAGGGAAGGAGCCGGGGCCCGGAGUCGCGCCUCGGGAGCCAGCUCGGCCCUUCGUGGCGUGCGUGUCGGGGAGACCACGGUGCCCUCCGCGUUGACAGCUCGCCCCCGCCGCUCGGGGAGAAGCCGGCUGCAGGGCUGGACAAGUGAUGGUCCAGGUGGAAUCUGCAGCGCGUCAAGAGCUGCCGCUUGUUAUGGGAUUAAAAACCAAACUGUACUGGCCAAGAUCUUGAAAAACAGUAGCGCCGAGUUAAUCGGGCAGUUCAGUUUCACGAGGCUGUUUGUUGCCCAUCCCAACGCUACCUGUUAAGACAUCUUGCUACCCCCAACUCUUUCUUUCAGCUUACAUGGGAAAAGCCAUGUAGUCUUUUGCUGUGGAAUGAUUGCAUAAUUGGAGGAGAGGCCGGUUAUUUUAUGAUGAGGCUUUUGCUAUGGCUAAUGACCCCUUAGAAGGCUUCCAUGAAGUAAACCUUUCUUCGCCUACUUCUCCGGACCUUCUUAGUGUAUAUGAACCAGGGACUCAGGAGCAGACUACCUCACCAAGCGUCAUCUACCGGCCACAUCCUGCAGCUUUAUGCCCUGCGCCUGUCCAGGCUAAUGCCUUGGAUGUUUCUGAUCUUCCUACACAACCUGUGUAUUCAUCCCCCAGACAUUUAAACUGUGUGGAAAUAUCUAAUAUCAGCAUUCAUGUUACAGACCCAGCACCGACUGCUACCUCAGGAGUUUCAUCUGGGCUGACUAAAUUAACUAACAGGAAGGACAGCUGUAAUGCAGAGAGGGAGUUUUUACAGGGUGCUACAGUCACAGAGGGCUGUGCUGGCAGUGAAGAUAUUUUUGGUUUGAGUACUGAUAGUCUGUCCCGUUUAAGAAGCCCAUCUGUUCUGGAAGUUAGAGAAAAGGGCUAUGAAAGACUGAAAGAAGAACUUGCAAAAGCUCAGAGGGAACUGAAGUUAAAAGAUGAAGAAUGUGAAAGGCUUUCAAAAGUUCGAGAUCAACUUGGACAGGAAUUGGAAGAACUCACAGCUAGUCUGUUUGAGGAGGCUCAUAAGAUGGUGAGAGAAGCAAAUGUCAAGCAGGCAACUGCAGAAAAACAGCUGAAAGAAGCACAAGGGAAAAUUGAUGUACUUCAAGCUGAAGUGGCUGCAUUGAAGACCCUCGUAUUGUCCAGUUCUCCAACAUCACCUACUCAAGAGCCUCUGCCAGGUGGAAAGACACCUUUUAAAAGGGGGCAUACAAGAAAUAAAAGUACAAGCAGUGCUAUGGGUGGCAGUCAUCAGGACCUCAGUGUGAUACAGCCAAUUGUAAAAGACUGCAAAGAGGGAUUCUUCACUUCCAUUCUCUACCUGCCUGACCUUGGAGUACCUGCUGGAAACCUGGCUGAUUUAUCUCUGUAUAAUGAAUUCAGAUCUUGGAAGGAUGAGCCCACAAUGGACAGAACAUGCCCUUUCUUAGACAAAAUUUAUCAGGAAGACAUCUUUCCAUGUUUAACAUUCUCAAAAAGCGAGUUGGCUUCAGCUGUUCUGGAGGCUGUAGAAAACAAUACUCUAAGCAUUGAGCCAGUGGGAUUACAGCCCAUUCGAUUUGUGAAAGCUUCUGCCGUUGAAUGUGGAGGACCAAAAAAAUGUGCUCUCACUGGCCAGAGUAAAUCCUGCAAACACAGAAUUAAACUAGGAGACUCCAGCAACUAUUAUUAUAUUUCUCCUUUUUGCAGAUACCGGAUCACGUCUGUGUGUAAUUUUUUUACAUACAUUCGAUAUAUUCAGCAAGGACUUGUGAAACAGCAAGAUGUUGAUCAGAUGUUUUGGGAAGUUAUGCAGUUGAGAAAAGAGAUGUCACUGGCAAAGCUGGGUUAUUUCAAAGAAGAACUCUAAUGCACUGCGUGGGACCACACACAACCUCCUGAACAACUGGAAAUUGGCUGAAUGUUUUUAUGGUUACUCAACAUUUAUUUCCAAGAAAUGGGUCCAAGACUUUUCCCUCUUUUUGAAAAUUACACUGAGAAGUACUGUGAUUUCUUUUCAACCGACCUAUGCUGUGUUUGCUUAUUCUUUAGUUGGACACACUGUAAUAUGAAGAAUUACAGGGGUAUUAGUGAUUAUAAUUUAUAGAUGCAAAACCCAAUAAAUAAAUACAUAAAUAAAUGGUUUAUGUUA